UGCAGGGUCCUCAGAGAGCCCUCAUCCUCCACAGCAGACAGCUUCUCAUCACAGCCGUUGCCAUAGGAACCCUUUAUGUUCAAAGUCUGCUUUUGACUGCAAGGAAAAUAGCACUGUAACUUUUUCAAAGAAAGAGGGUUAUUUUUUAAACAGGCCUAUGAUGAAUUUAAUCGUCAAUUGAGGCAGCGCUGAAGAGUUUCUUUGAUCGAACCGAGGCGCCAUGGUCCAUCACAGGUCCACCAAAGGAGCGUCCAAAGCGCGACGUGACCACAUCAAUCACGAGAUCAGGAAUAUGCGAGCUCUGCUGCCAAUCCCCCAAGAGGAGCAGGAGCGCCUCUCCUACCUGCACUCCAUGUCCGCCAUCUGCACCUACAUCAGGAAGUCGGUUGUCUUCAAAGGGAUCUCCUCGGGUGACGGCUGCUCUCUGCCUUAUGAGGCCUUUCUUCAAGCCCUGCAUGGCUUCAUCCUGGUCACUACCGCCCAAGGGAGGCUGGUCUAUGUGUCGGAAAACGUGGCCCAAUAUCUCGGCCUUUCCAUGGUAGACGUGCUUCAAGGAGACAGCAUAUAUGACAUGGUGGAACGUGCUGACUUCCACACUGUCCAGUCCACCCUGGAAGGAUACGGCGAAAAGAGAGCAUCGUCAGAGAGGAGCUUUGUAUGCUGCAUGCAGACCUCCAGGGCCUUCAAACAGCAGCAUGGCAGCUGCUCCAUGCUGGUCAGGGGCAGCUUCCAAUCCUUCCAUCAGCAGUGUCCAGUCCCCAACAGCGAGUCCCUCUUUGUGGCGCUGUGCACCCCCACAGUGGACCGCCUGCGGGACACAGAGUCCCACUUGUGUCCCUGCUUCCACAGCAAACACAACUUGGACAUGAGCUUGGCGCAGCUCUCGCACAGUGUUUUCUAUUUUUUGGGGUACUCAGCGGACGAAAUGGUGGGACGAUCGUGGUACACUUUAAUCCAUCCAGAAGAUCUAUCUUCAAGUUUGAAUUACCACAGAGAAAUGUUGCAAGCAGACGAGGGCAUCCAGCUGAGGAUGAUACUGAGACUUCAAUGCAAAGAUCUGUCAUGGACUUGGUGCUACAUUUGUGCUAACAAAGAGGCCACUUACAUCUUCUGCACUAAUUUCAUCAUAAGUGAAGCAGAGGCCCGGUUUCUGCAGAAGACAAUCUGCAAUGAUGCACUGAGCUCAUCAUCCUUAUCAUCACCAUCAUCCUCAUCCCCAUCAUCCUUAUCAUCAUCGUCAUCAUCAGUGGAAAGUGAACAGACUGAGAGUCUGACCUCCAGAUGCUUUAAGAGGCAGCGGACGUCAAACAGCCAGAGUGAGGACGCAGCUUCCAGACCCAAGAUGGAGUCUGAUGAAGACAUUUACUAUGCGGCGCACGCCUCAGCUCCUCCUCUGGGGGGCAGCCCUGCUCUCUUCUCUCCUCCCUACAGUCCUGCCUCCUGCAGCUCCCCCACUCAGCAAGAAGUGCUGGGCCGUGACCUUCUGAUGGAUGUGCACGGAUACGCCGAUCAGCUGUUGUCCUCCCCUGAGGCUUCCUCUCCCUCCUACUUGUCCUACCCGGAAGCGGCGCUCACCUGUCACCUUUCACCCCGCGACGCCCUCCCCCCGCAGCGCACCUUCGAGCAGGAAGUCUACGCCAACCUCGACCCCCACUCUCCACUCUCGUCUUCAUCCCCGCCGUAUGAUUUCCCAGCCUGCGCGUCCGACGCUCGAUCCGUUCCAGAUGGCUUCUCUGUGUCGGACAUGAGCGAGAGCUCCGUGGACCGUGUCCUGCAUCAGGAGGACUUCAGCCUUCUGGAGCCGCCAGAAGAUGGCAGCCUUCACCAAGUGCACCACGUUCCCCAGCUGGGGUUGCUUCCCACGCCCAAUCAGUCGCCGCCAUCCGUGACGUCUGAGCAGUACAAUGAGACGGAGCAGGCGGAGAUCAGUAUCCUGGCUCAGCAGAUCUCCUCCCUGGCGUGCAGUUUCGACAUGUUCGGCCCCGUCAAUCCUCUCCAAAGUGUCCAAACCGUGUCCCCCCAAGACUGCUCAUAUGCUUGGCCUUCGCAGUCUGGUGUCCAUGCUAAACCUGACCUGCCAUUGUUAGACAGCCUCCUCAAGGACCUGGACAUGGGUCCCUCCUUCGCAGGGAACACUCUGCCGACUAACGGCGCAGCUUUACAUCCUUUCAGCCUUCAGUCGGUAUGCCGCGACCAAACCACAGAGUUGCAUCAACUUAACCACUUUAUGCAAAGUAGCCUCCAGCAAGGACAUUUCUGUUAAGGACACUCACAGUGAAAGAUAAAAUGAUUACGCUAAAUGUUGCUUUCUACCUGCGGUGGUUUUUUUUUUGAUAGACUUGCUGAGGAAAACCUGUAUUGAAAUAAGUCUAUGACUUGCGGCACUACCCUUUUUGUAUGACAUAUUGUCAGGAAAAUUGUCCCCCGACGGAUUCCAAGAACAAAGGUACGAGCAAAGAUAUUUAAAGGACACCUUGUACUCAAGACACAAUGCCUCCCCAGUGUGUAUCUCUGAAUCUUAACUAACUCCACAGCUUAGCUUGGUAUUCAUUUUUGCAAAACAUCGCCAUCUUUUCUCUUUUCCCCCCUGCUUGUUUAAAUGUCUGACGACAAUUUUACAUAACAAUGGAAAAUCCUAUCUUGUACUGAGCGACCACAUUUCACCG
This is a messenger RNA of Nerophis lumbriciformis (worm pipefish), 2666 nucleotides long. RefSeq names its product neuronal PAS domain protein 4 like (gene npas4l). NCBI's taxonomy places the organism in Eukaryota, Metazoa, Chordata, Actinopteri, Syngnathiformes, Syngnathidae. Gene Ontology annotation, molecular function: RNA polymerase II transcription regulatory region sequence-specific DNA binding; DNA-binding transcription factor activity, RNA polymerase II-specific. Gene Ontology annotation, biological process: regulation of transcription by RNA polymerase II. The record is from RefSeq and is a predicted model, not a curated record.